AAUCAAGUUCUCUUCUUGACUGUCAUCAUGGGCCACGGAAAUUCUGACAAGCUCUAUAUCACCCAUGCUGAGCAUGCUGGUAUGUUUGGCUCCCAUUCGGCCUCUACAGGCUUCCAGGCCAAGCAAGAGGCACCUCAUCCUGGAGCAAGGACACCUUUCGACUGCUGUGCUCUUUCUUUCCAGCCAUUCAGUCAUCCUGUUUGUGCUCGAAAUUCAGACGGUACUGGCCAUGUGUUUGACUUGGUGAAUAUCAUUCCCUGGCUCAAACAACACAACAACACCAAUCCCAUAACAAAAGAACCUUUGACGCCCUCUGAUCUCAUUACGCUGCAUUAUUCCCGUAAGGAGGCAUCAGGAGAGAUACACGACCCCAUAUCCUUCAAGCCUUUCAGCGAGCAUUCUCACAUUGUGGCUAUUGCGACCACCGGGAACGUGUUUCUGGCGGAGAGCAUCAAGGGUGGCAAGGAUCUUGUCAACGACAUUCCCUUCAAGAAAGCAGACGUCAUAACGCUGCAGAACCCUCAUGGACUACCCCCGGCGUCUGUGCCAAGUAAAGUCGCAUCAGCUUCUGCACCCACAAAGACUGUUGCUGCGAAGGCACCCGCCAACGCUGUGCCAGUCAAGACCAAGGAACCGGUACCUUGGAAUAUCUCACCUUAUUCGAGCGGUCUUCCUGGCGCGUCUCUAACCUCCACUUCUGUUGACCCUCAGACUGGUCCAACAAACCUCGUGUGGGAUGAGGAAGAAUUGAUGUUCGAAAGCAUAUCAAACCCACCCAAAAACAAGGGUAAAGAAAAAGACGUGGGUAAACGUCGAGCGUAUGUGCGUGUCGUGACAAGUUUGGGUGGUACCAGUUUGAAUUUAGAGUUGUAUUGCGAAAAAGCCCCAAAAACAUGCUAUAACUUCCUGAUGCUCGCGAGGGCAGGAAAAUAUAAUAACUGUCUAUUUCACCGUUUGGUCCCAGGUUUCAUGAUACAAACUGGUGAUCCCACUGGCACGGGUUCUGGGGGAGAAUCGUACUGGGGUACUCCGUUUCGUGAUGAAUAUGACUUGAAGGGGGCGGCAAGACAUGAUGGACGCGGCGUUGUAGCUAUGGCUAACAAAGGUGCUGGAACCAAUGGUUCCCAAUUUUAUGUGACUUUCAAAGCUGCACCCCAUCUUGAUAAAAAGCAUACCGUUUUUGGGCGACUGGUUGGCGGAGAAGACGUUCUUGACGCCUUAGAGCGUCUACCGCGCAAAGAGGGUACCGAAAGACCUGCUAAGCCCGUGCGGAUAACGGAAGUCGUCAUCUACCAAGACCCUUUUGAGGAGUACAAAACGCGGCUGGCGAAGAAGUUGGCUAAACGCGCUGAAACAGAGCAAAAUGGGAAUUCACAAAAAGCCCCAGAGAAGAAAGAGGGUGAUGAUGUUAACUGGUUUGGCACGCGAGUAGGUACGAAUAGUACUAUCUUUGGGUCUGGGGGUGGGACGGGCGUCGGGAAGUAUCUGAACUCGGCGAAGAGACCAAGUGAAACCCUAGGCAGCGGUGGCGGCGGCACAGAGGAGGUGAAGAAGAAGCGCAAGAUUGGCUUCGGGAAUUUCGAGGGUUGGUGAGUGUUAUGGGUGUCCUGUG
Desarmillaria tabescens is the source of this 1612-nucleotide messenger RNA. Its product is annotated as cyclophilin-like domain-containing protein. Gene Ontology annotation, molecular function: ubiquitin protein ligase activity; peptidyl-prolyl cis-trans isomerase activity. Bases 28 to 1593 code for a protein of 521 amino acids. The transcript is spliced from 11 exons. Lineage: Eukaryota; Fungi; Basidiomycota; Agaricomycetes; Agaricales; Physalacriaceae. The record is from RefSeq and is a predicted model, not a curated record. Gene Ontology annotation, cellular component: catalytic step 2 spliceosome. Gene Ontology annotation, biological process: protein folding; protein peptidyl-prolyl isomerization; protein polyubiquitination.